AUAUGUCAUUAAGAUCCUGCUGAGCCAUGCGUUCUUCCAGGAAGAGACUGGUGUGCGUGUGGAGCUGGCCGAGGAGGACGAUGGGGAGAUGAUCGCUAUCAAACUGUGGCUGAGGAUAGAAGACGUCAAGAAGCUGAAGGGAAAGUACAAGGACAACGAAGCCAUCGAGUUCUCCUUCGACCUCAACAAGGACUUCCCCGAAGAUGUGGCACAGGAAAUGGUACGGUUGGUUGGUUGGUUGGUUAAUUGAUACAUGUAUUUUUUGCUAAGUAAUUGAUCAUGUGAUUAAAAACAAAACCACAACAUCACUGAAAAAGGUGGCUUGAUAGAGGAUUGACUAGUCAUGGUGGUUCCUUCUCCUGUCCCAACAGGUUGAGUCUGGCUAUGUGUGCGAGGGAGACCACAAGACGAUGGCCAAGGCCAUCAAAGACCGAGUGUCUCUGAUCCAAACGAAGAGAGAACAGAGGCAGCUGGUCCGAGAGGAGUUGGAGAAGAGGAAUCUAAAGCAGCAGGCCCUACAGGCAGCAGAGGCCCUCAGAUCCCCCCAGCAGAGUCAGUUACCCCCCCAGCCCCAGCCCGUUGCCCCAGCCCAGCCCCCCAUAGCCCAGACUGAGAAGGAGGACCCAGAGAUGGACCAGCACCAACAACAGCAGCAGUACCAACAGGCCAACAUCUCCAUGACAUGUAGGUGGACUAGGCACAGUGUCUCGCUCAGAGAUGUGCAUUCGGAAAGUGUUCAGACCCCUUCACUUGUUUCACAUUUUGUUACGUUACAGAAUAAAUAAAAAAAUUCAUCAAUCUACACAUAAUGACAAAGUGAAAACAGGUUUUUAUAAAUGUUUGUUAAUUUAUUAAAAAUAAAAAACAUAAAUACCUUAUUUACAUAAGUAUUCAGACCCUUUGCUAUGAGACUCAAAAUUGAGCUACGGAAUUGUCCGUAGAGCUCCGAGACAGGAUUGUGUUGAGGCACAUAUCUGAGGAAGGUUACCAAAAAAUGUCUGCAGCAUUGAAAGCCCCCAAGAACACAGUGGGCUCCAUCAUUCUUAAAUGGAAGAAGUUUGGAACCACCAAGACUCUUCCUAGAGCUGGCCGCCCGGCCAAACUGAGCAAUCGAGGGAGAAGGGCCUUGGUCAGGGAGGUGACCAAGAAUCCGAUGUUCACUCUGACAGAGCUCCAGAGUUCCUCUGUGGAGAUGGGAGAACCUUCCACAAGAACAACCAUCUCUGCAGCGCUCCACCAAUUAGGCCUUUAUGGUAGUGGCCAGACGGAAGCCACUUCUCAGUAAAAGGCACAUGACAGCCCGGCUUGGAGUUUGCCAAAAGGCACCUAAAGGACUCUGACCAUGAGAAACAAGAUUCUCUGGUCUGAUGAAACCAAGAUUGAACUCUUUGACCUGAAUGCCAAGGGUCACGUCUGGAGGAAACCUGGCACCAUCCCUACGGUGAACAUGGUGGUGGCAGCAUCAUGCUGUGGGGAGUUUUUUCAGCGGCAGGGACUGGGAGACUAGUCAGGAUCGAGGGAAAGAUGAACGGAGCAAAGUACAGAGAGAUCCUUGAUGAAAACCUGCUCCAGAGCGCUCAGGACCUCAGACUGGGGCGAAGGUUCACCUUACAACAGGACAACGACCCUAAGCACACAGCCAAGACAACGCAGGAGUGGCUUCGGGACAAGUCUCUGAAUGUCCUUGAGUGGCCCAGCCAGAGCCCGGACUGGAACCCGAUCAAACAUCUCUGGAGAGACCUGAAAAUAGCUGUGCAGCGACGCUCCCCAUCCAACCUGACAGAGCUUGAGAGGAUCUGCAGAGAAGAAUGGGAGAAACUCCCCAAAUACGGAUGUGCCAAGCUUGUAGCGUCAUACCCAAGAAGACUUGAGGCUGUUAUCGCUGCCAAAGGUGCUUCAACAAAGUACUGAGUUAAGGGUCUGAAUACUUAUGUAAAUGAUAUAUAUUUUUAAAAAUUGCAAACCUUUCUAAAAACCUGUUUUUGCUUGGUCAUUAUGGGGUAUUGUGUGUAGAUUGAUGAGGGGAGAAAAAACCCAAUUUAAUCAAUUUUAGAAUAAGGCUGUAACGUAACAAAAUGUGGAUAAAGUCAGAGUCUGAAUACUUUCCAAAUGCACUCUAUGUUCUGUGAUUAUCGAGAAUGCGCCAGGAAAUCAGGAAUGCAAUGUAGUUGAUAUUGUAUAUCUCUCAAUGGCUCUCUUGAUCUCAAUCUGGAUUUCUCUCUCUCUGGAUUUGUCUCGGUCGCUCUCUCUCUUCUCUCUCUCUCUCUUGAUCUUUUUCACUCUCUCGAUCUUUUUCACUCUCUCUCUCUUUUUUUUUUCUCUAUCUUUUUCUCUCCAUCUCUCUCUCCCUCCCUCUCCCCUCCUUUCUCAUCUGGUCACCGUGUGUGUUCUCGUCCCCUCCACCUACAGCUGACGGAGCGGUGGACAACGGCCAGGCUUCGUCCCUGUUCUCAGAGUCCCAUCUGGGCCAGCUGACCAUGUCCUACAGCAACAUCCCUGCUACCCAGCAGCAGCAGGGCCAAGCCCAGGCCCAGGCCCCCUACCCCUCCCCUUCUCCCCAGCAGCAGCUCAAUGCCUACCAACAGCAGAACAUGGUAAGUGAUGUCAUCAAAACGAGACGGAGGGAUUUGUCGUUUUUUUUCUUCUAGUUCUUAGGAAGAUUGAAGUGAAUUGCAGUGGAGUUUGCAGUUGUAAUAUGCAUGAGAGUGAUGUCUGAAGAGUGGAUUUGGAGCCAGUUCCCUUUUGAGAUGAAGAGGUUCUCAGUCUUUGAAAUGGAGCAACCUUUUUCCUUCCCGGCUGCCCUCUCUCUCAGGUUUGUCCUGUAGUCCUUUAUAGUCCCAGAACUGUUUGUGCCGUCUUGCCAACUCCUAUGGUCAUUGUUACACUAAUCAUGACAAUUAUAAUAGGAGUUGCCAAUACAGCGGAGACAUGUCUGACAUCAGGCUACUAUAGUCCCACGAGUUCGUCAAUUUCACAUUUCGGUCUUCUUGGCACCGCAUUGGUGGACAAGCAGCUGCGUUCUAACCAACUUAUUCAGUAAUGAAUAAAUUACAAGCUCAAAGUGGCAAUAUCCAGAGAAACCCAGCGAUCAGGUUUUACAGUUCCUCUUUGAACAGUAACACACGCUGAUGGUCUUGCUGUUUGCCAAGAGACCACAAACCCAAUGUCUGGAACAGUAUUCUUCAGUGUAUUGGGAGGAAUAGUGAAAAAUAUUUGAAAAUAUGGCCUUAUAGAAUAUCAAAGUAUUAAACUGGCUGUUAAUUCAGUGUUUUAAUUGCUCUCAUGUUUCCACUCUAACUAAUACAAGGGACAGGAACAGGAACAGCUUUCGGUCAUACAACAAACAGUCGCACAAGACGAUUGAUCUACGCCCAAAACACACAAAUGAAGGAAUCCAAAACAAAUAUAGUCACACAAGACACAACGAUUGGCCUACGCCUCAAAACACACAAAUGUAGGAAGCACAAACCAAUACGUUAAUCUACACCCAAAAUAUAUAGCCUAGCUACGAAAGAGCUGCCCUUCUGCUCCAUAGGUACCCGUCUGUCUCCGCUAACAGGGCGUGACCCCACGGUCACCCCUAAAGGUCAAAAGUUCAAAACCAAUGUUCUAGAACCCAUCCCAAAGGGUUUAGACAGAUGUAUAAUUAACACCAUCCGAAAGGGUUUAGACAGAUGUAUAAUUAACACCAUCCUAAAGGGUUUAGACAGAUGUAUAAUUAACACCAUCCUAAAGGGUUUAGACAGAUGUAUAAUUAACACCAUCCUAAAGGGUUUAGACAGAUGUAUAAUUAACACCAUCUUAAAGGGUUUAGAUGGAUGUAUACAGUAUUAACACCAUCCUAAAGGGUUUAGACAGAUGUAUACGGUAUUAACACCAUCCUAAAGGGUUUAGACAGAUGUAUAAUUAACACCAUCUUAAAGGGUUUAGACAGAUGUAUAAUUAACACCAUCCUAAAGGGUUUAGACAGAUGUAUAAUUAACACCAUCUUAAAGGGUUUAGAUGGAUGUAUACAGUAUUAACACCAUCCUAAAGGGUUUAGACAGAUGUAUACGGUAUUAACACCAUCCUAAAGGGUUUAGACAGAUGUAUAAUUAACACCAUCUUAAAGGGUUUAGACAGAUGUAUAAUUAACACCAUCCUAAAGGGUUUAGACAGAUGUAUAAUUAACACCAUCUUAAAGGGUUUAGACAGAUGUAUAAUUAACACCAUCCUAAAGGGUUUAGACAGAUGUAUAAUUAACACCAUCCUAAAGGGUUUAGACAGAUGUAUAAUUAACACCAUGCCAAAGGUUAGAAGCCCCAGUCAUGCUCUUGAGUCAUGGGUCUUUAGGUCUUCAGUUACUUACAGGUAAGUGCCGGAAUUAACUAGCCUUUGAUUCGCCAAAAGUGAGAACAGCUGCAAGUUUCAGAAAUCAGUUACUCUGUGUGUUUUAGUUUGUGGAUUACAGUUUGGUCAGUAUUGUCUUCUAUCUCCUGUUUUGUUUUAAUGUAUUGAACUGUUAGUUGUUUUGCCCAAUGUCAGUUGGUUUGAUUUGAAUUUCUGAACAGAAUGAUGCAUGUUGGAGAAACCAAAGCCACUCCGAAGUAAAGAAACUCCACUUUGAGUUUGAUUCCUUUUUUCCCCUCAUACCUUCCACAUUGCUGCAUCCUCAGCUAUGCCAUGCAUCUUGUUCUAGUACAGUACCCUGUUCCCCCCCCCCCCCCUCCCCCAACCCAUCCCCCCAAUCCCAACCAAUCACUUAUGGUACAUAUUAUUAAUAGUACUUAUGUUGGUAUUUCUCAUUAUUUGUGUUUUGUUUUGUUUUUAUACAUAUUAGGCAGUUAGCUGUGCAAACUGUCAGGGCCUCCAUCAAUCCCAUACUGUUUAUUUUAGAGGUGCCAUGAUGCUGUCCGUUUUUACGGUCUCUGUUUGGCACGCUGGGCAGUCACCUCAGCCCGCCGUCACUCAUCAGUGUCAGACACACUGAAUCACAAGCCUUGUUACUGGACCUGACUCAGUCAUCUCCAUAAUGUCAGUGAAUUAUAGCUCACUAGACCUUCCUAAAGCUGUGGAACUGUCACCACAAACCAUACACCUGAUGGCGUAUGUCAGAUCGAGAUUUCCAAGCUGUUCAAGCUUAUCAAGUAUUGUUUGCAUUCAACAUUGAUUACACAUUAAUUCCACCGUGUGUGUGUGUGUAGUCUUUGGUAAGCUUGCACAAAUAUUUAUUGGGCAUGACAACCAGUCAUUUUAAAUUCUGUAAUCAUUUUACCAUUGUUUGGUUUUAUUUGACCAUCAAGUGCUAUUACUUUACAGUGAAUCGAUCUGCUCAAUGAUAGUAGUAGAAGUGUUAAAAUGAUAUUGCCGUUAGUCCUAAAUGGCAUAUUUUACAUUGAAACAAUGCCUAGCUCCUGCUAUUUCUAUAUGUGAAUAAGCAAAAACACAGUUAUAUAUCAAUAAAAUCAAACCUGAAAAAGGCUUGUGGACAUCAUAUUUUGCACUACAUUAUUGCGUGUUGUGUUUUUUAUACUGAGAGAUGGGAUUGAUUGGUGUGUCUAUGCAGUCUGCGCCACUACUGCUUGGGUUUUAGUUUUGUCAUUUGAGAUAAUUUUAUGUCUUCCUCUUUGUCUGUUUAUUUAUUGUGUGUUUAUCAUCAAAUGUUUUGGUUCCCUGUGUGAUAUAAAUCACAUCACUUCUUUUUAGUAAAGCCUUUUUAACCGCUGUACUGUGUUGUCCUGUAAAACAUCUCAUUAGAUGUAAACAAUGUUUUCACAAGGGCUACUAACUAUUCCUGGGCUGCAACUGAAUUCAGUUCUGAAAGGUUCCAUUAACAAAGCUGCCUUUACUUUGAGAAUGAGUUCAUAGCCCUUCAUCUCUUGAAAGCCCACACUUUGCUGGGCCUUGCCUUUUUAGUAGUAUCCUCUGCUGUCUUAUAACCAGUAGCACAGUAACCAGUAGGCUUCACUAGACUAUAACCAGUAGCACAGUAACCAGUAGGCUUCACUAGACUAUAACCAGUAGCACAGUAACCAGUAGGCUUCACUAGACUAUAACCAGUAGCACAGUAACCAGUAGGCUUCACUAGACUAUAACCAGUAGCACAGUAACCAGUAGGCUUCACUAGACUAUAACCAGUAGCACAGUAACCAGUAGGCUUCACUAGACUAUAACCAGUAGCACAGUAACCAGUAGGCUUCACUAGACUAUAUAAACAGAAGAAUUGACUAGGCACAGAUCAAAUAUAAAUGCAACAUUGUAGAGCUACUGUGGAUGAAUAAGGAAUAGCUUCAUCAACCCCCGAAUCAACUGUUCCCUGACCACUCUUAGCAGAACAUUUGAUUUAUUUUUAGCCCAUUGUGUAGAAUCAGCAAGGUGAACGUGUCUGUGAAUCAUUGUACAGACACAGCAGACUGUGCCUCUGGUACACUGGAAUUGCCAAGUCCCCUGCCAGCAGCUGGCUACCUAGCUAUAUUUAGUUUACUGCAGCAGAGCAGUACACCGUCUCUGGCAGUGAUUUUCCUUUCAGCCACACUAUGAUUUAGAACACUGGCUGCGUCUGAAAUGGCACCCUAUUCCCUAUGUAGUGCACUACUUUUGACCAGGCACAUAGAUCUAUAUAGGGAAUAGGGUGCCAUUUCAGACGCGGCCACUGGGAUUAGUCUGAGGGUAGAAUAUCUUCUUUAGAUAGUUAUGCAAUACCAAUACAUUGAGUGGUUCUUAUUCAGGUAGUGUUUCAUUUCAACAAAGCCUGAAUAAGUAGAUUAGAGCUGUUUUUAGUGUUGCAAUGUUUUAUUUUAGUCAUCCUAGCUUCCCAAAUCUGCAUGCGUGUUAAUAAACUCACUUUAAAUGACCUAGAAAUGGCUCUAGCACUCACUUAAAUCUCUAACUUGAAAUUGUAGAUUACUUUUCCUUUUAAUCAGUAUUGGCAUAUCACCAUCACUGUUACUUACCUCUUAUCUAACCUCUUUCUGUUCCCAAUAUGCUCUUGCAGUUCUUCUGAGCGCAGAGAUGUUUUGACACCUCUUUCUAGCCUUAAUACUUAGCUCUCUUCUUCUAAUGCCAUGUGUCUUGUCUUUAUUCCAUAGUGUUCAUUGUGUCCCAUGUUAUCAGAUCUUUAGAUCUUUCAGCUCUUUGUCACCUCUGUUGACCUGUGUUUAGUUAACCUGUGUUCCAUCCAUUCUGUGGUUAAUCGUCGUUCCCUCCUUCCUUCCUCCGCCUGCAGCCUCUCCCACCACCUCCCUGCCACCGCGGCCGUAGCAUGUCCGUUUGUGUCCCCUACUUUUCCUCCACCCCUCCUGCUUUGUCCUGCCUUCCCAACCGGCCCUCCACCCCUCCUCCGAUGCUCUCCGCCCCACACUCCCCCUGCCGGGGGUCGGACGACGGCGACACGUUUGCGGGCCGGCUCUCCAAGGCCCUGGAGAGUGUCCUGCCCCUGCAUUCCACCCCGCCUCGCCCACGGCAACAACGCCGAGCCAGCCUCCCGGCGCUGUUUGCCAGCCCUGUAUGU
This is a messenger RNA of Coregonus sp. 'balchen', 7489 nucleotides long. NCBI's taxonomy places the organism in Eukaryota, Metazoa, Chordata, Actinopteri, Salmoniformes, Salmonidae. The record is from the annotation of a GenBank genome assembly.